Molecule: messenger RNA, 996 nt
Organism: Triplophysa dalaica
Lineage: Eukaryota; Metazoa; Chordata; Actinopteri; Cypriniformes; Nemacheilidae
Product: granzyme-like protein 1
Exons: 8
Coding region: 1-996 (331 amino acids)
Biological process (GO): proteolysis
Molecular function (GO): serine-type endopeptidase activity
Source: RefSeq, a predicted model, not a curated record
AUGAACAUCUGUUGGUUUAUUACUGUCUUGUUACUGCUGCAUUCCUGCACUCCAGGUGACUGUAUUGUUGGGGGUCAAGUGUCCGUUCCACACAGUCGGCCUUACAUGGUCUACAUUCAAGACUCAACAAGGAAAAUGGUGUGUGCCGGUUUUUUGGUAAGAGAAGAUUUUGUGAUGACAGCCGCCAACUGCAAAAAAAGUACUCUCAAGGUGUAUUUGGGCGUCAGUGACACAACUUUGUUACCCACUGGUAUAGAGGUCAAUUCGUUUCCACAUCCAGGUUUCGAGAACAAGCCCGGGAAUGACAUCAUGCUACUGGAGCUUAAAACUCCAGCAACUUUGAACAAGACAGUGACUAUCAUUGACCUGCCAAAUCCUUGGAAUGACAAAAUGUUCAAGGACUGUUUGGUUAUGGGAUGGGGCUCGAUGAUACAUAAACAUUAUUCUCCAUCGACAGUCCUGAGAGAAUUAAGCGUGACUCUGAAAAACCUCACACAUUGUUUUGAACCUGACGUCAUAUGCAACGAAGACCCAUUCGGCCCAGCACAGGGAGACUCUGGAGGUCCUCUUGUCUGUAAAGAUAUCGUAAUGGGUAUUGUGUCUUUUAACCUGGAGAAGACCGAAGGCUACCUUACAGGAUACACACGUAUUUCUCAGCACCUUCUAUGGAUUAAUGAAAUCAUGAAGAAAAAAAACAUACCUUAUUGGAUAGUACCCCGUAAGGCAAAGCUAGAUAUAGUCAAAACAUUUUGUAUUCGAGCCGGAGUCCAUAUCAAUGGAAAGACCUACCUCAGAGUCGACAGAGAAAACUGGUACAAAGGAGUCCAUAUCAACGGAAAGACCUACCUCAGAGUCGACAGAGAAAACUGGUACAAAGAUGAUUGUGCUAAAAGGCUGGAUGUCCGAUUUCUCAUAGCCAUUGUUGAUGUUCAAAUCAUCAGCACAGACAAGAUCCUACCACCAUCUUUCGCUUUAUUCAGCGCUCGGCUCAACUAA